UUUGACAAAGUAAGGGAUUUUUUUAAAACCUGCAGUUUUUUCCAAAAAAUGAUAUAUGUAGUUUGAUUAAACAUGUUUAGGUUGUACUGGUCAGAUUGUUAAUAUGUGUUUGAUUUUGGCUGUGAUAGCUAACUUUGUAAUCCUAAACAACUUUUUUGGCUGUCUCACUGCAAAAAGAACAUUUUGGCUCACUCAUUCUAUAUUGCAUUUCUGUCUCUCAUAAAAAUAUAGUAAGUUAUUGGUACAAUUUGUCAAUUAGGUGUGAACGCUGCGCUUAGUCCAAUCAGAAAAAAAAAAAACUUUUAGCUGCACCAAAGUGUUUUUAUGCGGGUCCACACGAGGUCCGCAAAAUUGUAGAAAAAGAGGGAUUUGUGGUUUGGUGCGCUGAGUGGAUAAUACGUCCCCAAUAUCUAAAUAAAAAAUAAUAAAUAAUAAAUGCAUUUAUUUAGAUAUUGGGGACGUAUUAUCCACUCAGCGCACCAAACCACAAAUCCCUCUUUUAGUAAGUUAUUGGUGACUGACCCUCAACAAUAUAUCUGGCUACAACUUCCUUCCAAAGGACACAGGGCGUUAUUAUACAGGGGAAAAUACAUGAUUUCCUUGCCAUUUUCAAGGUUUUCAAGGUCAUUUGUGAUGUAAAUUGGGGCUCAUCCUUUGGGCUGCCCAACUAAGAUUCAUAUCUUUUACCACAUUCCUCAGGUAUCAACAUGCAAAGGAGCACUGUCUGAUCCAUACAGUACUAUACAAAAUGGCAACUGGAAAAUGUGUUAUAAUAUGUGAAAAUGGAAUGGACAGUUAUUUGUAUUAUUUUGGGCAAUUGUUUCUGGGAUUAUUGCAGUCUUAACCUAAACAAAGAAGUUAUUAGCACACAUUUUUCUAUGCACCAGCCUUUAUUAAAUGUACAAGAAAUGAUGUCUUGUUAAAAUGUAACUGUGGUUUGAUGGUUACACUGGGAUUUUUUUUCAGUUGAAAUGUGAUUAUACUGUAUGUGGUAUUGUUGAUUCUGAUUAUUUAGAUUAAAAAAUGGUUUCUGAUAACUGUGCAUUUUUUUCCCAAGCAGGACACCAGUCUAGGUCAGCCAUUGUCAUCUCUAUCUGGGGAAUAGGGCAACUGGCCAGGGACUGUUUAAGACUUUUGGUGGGCUGUAGUCACAUACUUCAGUAGCGUGACUCUCAGUGCUUCUAAUAUCCAGAUGAUGUCUCUCUGAGCAUCCUCUUUAACUCCUUAGAAGCAUCUAGUACAGGAGAUCAGCUUUAAAUAUUAUAAUAUCCCAGCUGUUUCUGGUAAUAUUGACACCACGCAAGGGUCAAUUUUCAUGAAGUAAACUGAUUCCAUCCAUAAACCAACAGAGAUCUGGUCUGUGUGUUGGUUGGGUUGUUUCUGGUAAGAAUGACACCACCUGUGGGUCAAUUUCCAUGUAAUCAACUGAUUCCCUCACAAACCAAUAUAGAUAUGGUCCAUGUGUUAGAUUGGGUUGUUUCUGGUAAGUCUGACACCAAGCAUGGGUCAGUUUUCAUGUAGUAAACUGAUUCUGCCCAUGUGUGUUGGUUGGGUUGUUUCUGGUAAGAGUGACACCAAGCAUGGGUGAAUUUUCAUGUAAUCAACUGAUACCCCCAUGGAUCAAUAGAGAUCUGGUCUAUGUGUUGCUCCAACUGCUUCCAGGUUGGAUGAUGACCCCUUAAAUGCAACAGCAUGGGUAAUUGGUUAAUUAUAUUUUAAAUUUUGGGCAAAUAUCUCUGACAUGACACAGUGUUAUGUGGCCAUGAAGUUUUAUCCUCUAGAACGAUUGUAGUGGGAAGAAUACACGAAACAACAGUGGGAAGAACACACGGAGCAGCAGUGGAAGAAUUCACUCAUAAAUUAAUGAAACGGUCCCCAAUAACUUAUGUUAGACAGAGAUUUAUGUAUGAUAACUGGGGGUGAGAGUGUUAUUGGUUAAUAACUGGAGAUUCUGUUUUUGGUGUCCAAUAUUUGCUUAUUUCAUAAAUAUAUGGUUUCAUAUCCUGCUGUUCUCCCCACGUGUGUCUUCACGCAGCUGUUUGUAUUGCACAUCAAGUCUCUGUGAAUUUUUCAGAUUCUCCCACUUCCCCUUUCAAACUCCCAUCUAUUUUGCCCUGCUCUUCUGCUCAUACCUUGAGGACUGUUUAUCAAAUGAAAUUCUGCAUAUCUAAUGGUGUGUAUGUUUUUUAUAUAUACCCAUUACCUUAAGUGACUCAGGAAUCUACAAAUUGUGUUGGUAAAAUAAUUACAGUUUCCCUUUCAUAAUAAAGGUUUAUAACGAUGAAUUAUAAAUAUGUAGGGGCAGCUUAUAGAACUGCAAAAUACAACUUGGAAAUGGGAGAUUAGAAAAAUUAUGCCCUUUGGGUCCAAAGGAGCUGUGUAACCCCAUGGGUCCAAAGAAGCUGCUGAACGCCAUGGUAGUGGAUUUGCCAGUAGGGACAUUGUUGAUAUGUUCCAACACACCUCCCUUUAUGACAUGCCUAGUUGCAUGUAGGGUGGACGCAUGCGCAAUUGGAGGGUCAUCCCCUCUCCAUGAAGAUGAUCAUCUCCCUACCUUUUAACUCAUUGCAACUCUACCAUCUAGCUUACAGUAAUACAAGUCAAGAUCUUAUUAAAUCUCCAUUAGCCAACUGAACAUGGAUCUCUACCAUUGGCUGGAAAGUUUUUAAUGUGCCUGCAGUCUGCAUGAAUUCAUCCUGUGAUUGGCCCAGACAAAGCUUGGAUUGUACCACCUAACACUUCCGAAAGAUAGGAUCCGGGCUACUUUCUCUGCCUCCUCUCUUCAGCUAUGCCUUGGGGCAAAGCAACCUUUAACAUGGUUGGGCCCCAGUAAGGACAUUAUAGGGUCCCUCGACUUUAGGUUGUUGGCAAACAUGUCUCUGUGCAGAUAUAAACAUGUAUAUUAAGAAUACUGGUAGGACCCCAAAUUUCUGUUUAGAAUUUACUUUUAUCUCAGAAUUCUGCUAUCUCUGUGCCCUAUCCCCCCCUCCUUCACAUGCUAGCUAUGCGGUGCUUAGAAUUUAUACAAUAGUUUCAUGGAGACCUUUGUGGUCACACACUCACAAGAAAACUAGAAUGUAAUAAUAAUUAUUAGGGAACGAUCUAUUGUUGAAAGAUCUAGGUAAAUGCCCACCCUGCUUUGCUAAUAGAUUUCUCAUAUAAACCUGAAACUAUAAAUGACUACCUCUGUGUUACUAUUUUGUUGGGACAGGCCUGAGUCAUGAACAAAAAAGGGAUUAGCAUCAGGCAAAUGGCUGGUGUUUGGGUGCAGAUUGGAGGGAAUGGCUGGGAAGAACGAUAAAUAAAUAUUCAUAUUGAUGAAAGUCCUAUAUGGUUACCCCAUAUGUACACUCGACCACCCCACCCAUAUAAUGUCAAAAAUCGUAGAAUAUUGUCUUGAAUUUACCAAGAAUUUUUUUGAACAAGGUAUCUGUUGAUAAAAUAAUAUUGCAUUUGCCCUUCUUAUCUUUUAACUGAUUUAACCCGAUUGUGAAUUCAGACUGAUCACCGACCAUUGCAACCUGUCAUGUACUUGGAAUAUAAAAAUGAAUAAUAAAAAUGACUGUGGCUAAACGCUAAAGAUCACUGAUCCAAGCACAUGUUCCUUUCUAAGAAGUCAGCAAAUAAAUAUAAUUUAUAAGAAAAUAGACCAACUGCAAACUGGUUUGGAUGGCUAACAUCUACAACAAAAUAAAAACAUUGUUUAACAGGGGCAUUGUCCUCCAGGAAGAUAGAAUUGUUUACUAGGGGAACAUAAUGGUUUAUUGGCCACACAGAGCCUAUAGUAAUCUACUAGUGGAAGCUGCUCUAACCUCUGCGGCAGCAGCCUUGGAUUGUAAUGAUAGUCACUUUUGCUCAAUGUUAUGUCUGCAUCAUUCAGUGUGUGCUUAAUGCAAAGAGAUGUAAUGUCUGCAUGUUUAAGUUACACUCACCUAUCACCACUUUUAUUUUGCUUUACCCCCUGCCCCCUGGGGUGGAGGGUGACAUAUUUACUUGAAGAGAUGGCUAGCCAUUAGAACUAUAUGCUUGGGAGGUCUAAGCUAUCAUCAUCCUUGCCAAUGCUUGCCCCUUUACUGGUGAGUUUACUAACUGUGCCAUUAAAUUAUUACUUUCCCUGAAAACAUUUUUGACCAUCACAUAACUUGAGAGUCACUCAGACACUUGCAUCCUUUCCUUCUGUGUCUAUUUAUCGUCCUCCUAGUUUCUUCUCUGACACCCACACAGAUCUCGCUCUCUCUCUCGGUUGCACAGUGGAAUUCUCCACUAGGUUCAUAUGGUUUUGCUUCGUCUUGGAAACCCCAGCACUGAACUUCCUCUCUUUGCUUCUGUAUAAAACCUGCAGAAGCUCAGAGCUGCCUGUUAUACACUUCCACGCCCUGUCUCAAUCCAGUCUCAGCUCUGCUUCCACCAUGACCACUCUUUCCCUACCAGUGAAUUCUUCAGACCUUGAAAGCCAGGAUUCAUUGAGGAGGUGCCGGUGUCUAGACCACUGCCUGGUGAUAUCUGUGGUUCUCAUCAUACUGACUUUAGGAUCCUUUGGUGUAUAUUACAUUGGCUGGGAGAGACCAUCACCCAUCGCUCAAAAUUUAAUAGCCAAUAACAGAAAUGUAAAGUCGAGCCGAGCCCAUCUUGUGCCAAACAGCACUGCUCUGAAGAACAGAAUUUGGACCUGGUUUCCCAACGGGGUGGACACUGUGCACGUGGAUGAAGAUUUUGCCAUUUCAAGUGAUUCUACAGAGCUUGUAAUCCAUAGGACGGGCCUCUACUAUAUCUACUCCCAGAUAUCUGUGAUAUGCCGUGUCACAAACGGGUGUAAGAAGGAUGGCUUGAUUUCUCUGAACGUCUUAAGGAAUGGAGAUGAAAGUAGCCCCAUACUGACUGUCAACAUGACCCUGGAGAACGCUCACAAAACCAAGUUUUAUGGGACCACACAGUUGCUCUUUAAGGGAGAAAGCCUCAGCACCAAACUCUGGACUGACAACACAGAUAUAUCCUGGGAACUUAAUGAUAAGAACGACAAUUAUUUAGGACUCUUCAUGGUAACCGAUACUAAGGAUAUACAAAUAUCCAGUGAGCACUGAGUAAAAUCUAAUGGAGAAGAAGAACGGACUUUAUCUCCAUGCAAACAGCACUACAGGACCAUGUCUAUAUACAGUAUUUAUACAUAUAUAUCAUUAUGUUCUACUACAGUUGGGAUGAAGGAUUCUCAGUCAAAGUGUAUUGGGAUAAAGGGUUUCUCAUGCAGCAUGAGUUCUUAUAAAGGGAUUCUUAGCUUACAUAAGUUUGGAUGAAUUGAGAUCUAUGGUUUUUGGGAUGACCCGUUCUCACCACUUGUUCUUUAAAGUGGCUCAUACCCGGCUGUCUUUGUAACCCUGGUCUAUUAUCACUGUGUGAUGCUAGUAAUGCACCUGUCGUCAGAGGUUUUCUCUAGUAUCUAGAAUACGAACCUCAUAGAAUAUAGAAGUUCUCUGCCUGUGGGUUGGAACCAUCGGGUGAAUUGUACUCUUUGGUCAAAUUAAAAAUAAUGCUGAUGUGGAAUACUCUGGGAUUCUCUAAAAUUAAGUUUAUUGUCUACUGCUAUCCCCAUCCAUCUUUAUCUAUCCCUAGUAGUUGCAUUUGGAAUAUGUCUUUCUCUCCUAUUUCUCUUCCACCCCCUCCUUUACAACCCUUUAUAUUGUUCAUUAGAGAACUCCUAUUUAUUUACUGUCUUGGGCUCUCUAUUAUUCCCUUUACCUUUCUAUGUUUUCACACAACUCUCUCUUUCUCUUAUAGAGUCUCAUUCCUUCUCUCUGCUCCUCUUUAGAACCACUUGUUCAUUUCCUUUUAACCUCCGCUUUAAUUAUCUGCCUUUUUAAGAGUCCAUUUAGAGGCCAGAAGAAUAAUUCUGAAUCUAUGUGUGCAAUGCACAUCUAUAUAUUUUGCCAUUUUUGUUACAUUUAUUAUUUAUUGACUUGUGUUUUAUUUAUUAAAUUAAGCUCUGCAAUAUUACAUUUAUUUAUUACAUAUUUAUUAAAUUAUUAACAUUUA
This is a messenger RNA of Xenopus laevis (African clawed frog), 6027 nucleotides long. RefSeq lists its product as uncharacterized. Gene Ontology annotation, biological process: positive regulation of cytotoxic T cell differentiation; immune response; positive regulation of activated T cell proliferation. The transcript has 3 exons. Lineage: Eukaryota; Metazoa; Chordata; Amphibia; Anura; Pipidae. The coding region runs from base 4410 to 5081 and encodes 223 amino acids. Gene Ontology annotation, cellular component: plasma membrane; membrane. The record is from RefSeq and is a predicted model, not a curated record. Gene Ontology annotation, molecular function: tumor necrosis factor receptor binding; tumor necrosis factor receptor superfamily binding.